GCAGCCGCCGCCGCCGGGAGGGAAGGAAAGAUUAGGAAGGAAGUAGGCAGGGAAGGCGGGAGGGAGGGAAGAUGGCCGAGUCCCCGGAGGAGGUGGCGGUGCUGGUGCAGCGGGUGGUGAAGGACAUCAACAACGCCUUCAAGCGCAACCCACACAUAGAUGAAAUUGGAUUAAUUCCCUGUCCUGAAGCCAGAUAUAAUCGGAGCCCCAUAGUCCUAGUAGAAAACAAACUUGGCGUGGAAAGCUGGUGUGUUAAAUUUCUUUUGCCGUAUGUCCAUAACAAACUCCUUCACUAUAGACAAAGAAAACAAUGGCUCAACAAAGACGAAUUGAUAGAUGUCACCUGCACAUUGCUGCUAUUGAACCCAGACUUCACUACUGCAUGGAAUGUAAGGAAAGAAUUAAUAUUAUCUGGCACUUUAACUCCAGUUAAAGAUUUACAUCUUGGAAAACUGGCGCUAACUAAGUUUCCAAAAAGUCCAGAAACGUGGAUUCACAGACGAUGGGUGCUGCAACAACUAAUUCAGGAAAACUCCUUGCCCACUCUUGUGACUAAAGGGAAUUUGGAAACAGUACCUACGGAAAGAGUACAGUGCUUAGUGAAAGAAGAAAUGGAUGUUUGCUGUGAAGCUGCUGGACGAUAUCCAAGUAAUUAUAAUGCCUGGUCUCAUCGCAUCUGGGUUUUACAGAACAUGGCAAACCUCAGUACCAAGAUUCUUCUUGAUGAACUCUCUUCUACUAAACAUUGGGUUUCCAUGCAUGUUUCAGACCAUAGUGGGUUCCACUACCGCCAGUUUUUAUUAAAGUCUUUAAUUGGUAAAACUGGGACGGACUGUUCCAUACAUCUGCACAAUCAGCAAGCACCCUGUGUUCCAAAAGAUGGAAGAGAAAAUGCUGAUGCAGAAGCUGCCUGUGUGGAAGAACAUCAGCCUGACUGCACUCUUCUUCUAAAAGAAGAAGUUGACCUCUGCACUGAUUUGAUUAAUACUUUCCCAGGGCAUGAAACCCUUUGGUGUCACAGACGGCAUGUGUUCUGGCUCCAGCACCACUUAAAGAACAAGUUUCCACUUCCAAGCCUCUGGUCUACUGCUGCAAACAUUGGAGAUGGAACACUGAAUAACUUACACCCUGGUGGAGCACUUGGUCAUGUGACUCAAGCCAUGGAUGUUGACAGCCUGAUUGAAGCCAAUAGACAAGGCUACACUCAAGAAACUAAACGCCUGAAACGUGCACCUAUGCAGGACUCUGUCAGUCUAGAAGCAGAAUACAGGUUCAUUGAUCAUGUUUUAUCAACGUGUAGAGAGGUAGAGCAGGCAAGGUUUGCUGGUGCAUACAGAAAGUGGUUGGUUUCUUUUCUAGGUCAAUGAAGGUGGAGAUUUAAACAUAAACAAAAAACCUGCAGGGUCCUUUGUUUAGUGCAAUAUUCUCUUUUCUUGCACAGGUGCACAUAAUGGCCCCUGGCACUUUUCUCUCUUCAUUGUUGUCAGUGCUAAAUUUUAUUUGCCAACCAUGGCUGUAGUUUAACUUAAUUUGUAAAUGCACCCUGGUAUUGAGCAUUUAAGUUUUAGUAAAUUUCUGUAUGUUUAGAGGGAUAGCUUCCUAUUACAAAACCCCUGAAUUCUAAUACAAACUAUGUACCAUUUCCCACUUAAGAUAAAUAGAACUUUUAAAGAAACUAAUGAAAUUGGAAAGCCAGGAAAACAAAGCUUGGGUCCACUGGUGGAAAACAAAUUCAUUUCUGAAUUUCUCUCACAUAACAAAUGUACAUAAUCAAAGGCAUUGACCACUGAAGGCAAUGAAUAAUCAUUAGUAAUAUCUGUAUAAGUAAGAGUUUAGGCCAGUUUGGUUUUAAGUGCUAGUCUUUUCAUUUUAUCAUUGCAUUGCUUGUCUUGUACCACUGAUCUUUUGUAAAUGUUCAGGGUGCUAUCAGCCAGUUUUUCAUGUUUAAAUUGCUCUUAACAACCAUAAAGUACUGUGGCUUAUACUCUCAUUUUAGUGCUAAUUCUAAUGGCCUAUAAUUAGUAUGAAAUGGUAGAGCAAUUAUGAGAAGAACCUUCCUCAUUCUCAGAAGCUCUCUCUUUCUCAUUCUCUCGCAAUCUCUCUUUUUCUCUCUCUCACACACACACCUACCUAUACUUGCUCCUACACACACACACAUUUAUUAAAGUUCCUCCCUGCAUAUUUUUCUUUUACCUGGGCCAUUGUUAGUGAUUUAUGUUUCAAAAUAUAUUGUGAACACUACAGUUACCCAAAGCUUCCAACCUAUGAUAUGGCUUAGGUAAUAACACUAGAGAUAUGGAGGAUGAAAAGAAUUAAAAUGACUGCUUGCCACUUUUUAUGCGUGUUUAAACAAGAACAAGUUUUCCCCCCUGUAGAUGUUCUCAGUUCUCUCAUUGACAAGUAGUGUUCUCUUCAGCCUCCUUGUCAUAACUUUUUCUUAUUAUUUAUACAUCCAUCAAAUGUACACUGAGGCAGAAAUUAAUUUUCUUCUUGACAAGCUGUUCUUAUUUAUUGCUUUGUUAACAGCACAGUGAAGUAUGAUUGAUUUGUACUGGUAUUAAUGGUAAACUACAUUAGAGAUUCCUAAACCUUUAUAGUACAGUAUAUACCAUGAUAAAUGCAUGAAUACAGCCCACUGUACAUGACUCCAGUGGUGAAACCCAUGUGUACUCCAAAGAAAAAUGCUUAUGAACAAGGUUCCACAUUUAUUUCAGUCAGAGUAGUAGCUUCUGUUUGCUUCUGGUCAGUAGGGAAGUCAUUGCAUAGCUGAAGAGUCAGUUCCUAAGGAUCUGUCCAGCAGUAUAAGGGAACACUACUAAUUAUAUAACUUGCAGUGUGUGCAGGCACACAUGUGAAAGGCCAUGAAUCAAGUUCUCCUUGCCUGAAAAAAUAGCAUGCCACUUUUAAAAGGGCUCAUUUUAUGGGUUUAUCUCAGAGCUUACCAGUUGUACAGAUCCAGAUGUCCGUGAAACAUUUCCAGUCACAGUUGCAUCUGUUUUCUUUGCAUGCCAAUAAGCAAUGCAUAGAUCUAGGGAAGAAAGUAGUAGCAGCAGCAGUAGUAGUAGAAAUGUUGACAGCAGCUGAAUAGUGGCUUAAUGGUGUAAUGACAAAUUAAUUCACCAAAGGCAGAAAAGGUAUAGGGUAAUGAUUUCUCUAGCUGUCAGAAAAACAAAAGUAUGAUGGGAAGAUAAGGAAAUGGGGCAGUAUUUAUUAAAUAUUGCCCCUGUCAGAGCUUUGGUCAACCUGUGUCAAUCCCUUGUUGUGCUCACUUCCUAGAAGGUGUGAAACUUAACUUUUGGAAUUUUAAUGCACAUUGUAACUUUUCUAGGUAUGUGGCUGUGAUAUGGCUAGUGUUGUCUGGCUAUGUCACAGUGUCAUCAUGGAUACUUCUUAACUCAAAAUGCUAUCUUCUCAGCACUAGGUUGGUGCAUCCUCCACUCAUUGCAGAAGAAUCCUCUCAUGAUCCCAGACACCCCCAUCUCACCUACCCACCUUUAAAUAAGUAAAAGAUGUGAAACAGUAGCCAAUAGAUGGGCAACAGCAACUCCAUUUUUGUCUCAUUUUGUCCAUUCCUUGGGUUUCACCAUAUGGAUGUAUGUAGAGAUAAAAUGUUAAUGAAAUAAGAAACGUGGAUGCAAUAAAAAAAAGUUUGUGGUGGGCA
This is a messenger RNA of Sceloporus undulatus (fence lizard), 3661 nucleotides long. It is a transcript of the gene PTAR1, whose product is annotated as protein prenyltransferase alpha subunit repeat containing 1. The transcript is spliced from 7 exons. Gene Ontology annotation, biological process: protein prenylation. Bases 72 to 1367 code for a protein of 431 amino acids. Gene Ontology annotation, cellular component: cytoplasm. Lineage: Eukaryota; Metazoa; Chordata; Lepidosauria; Squamata; Phrynosomatidae. Gene Ontology annotation, molecular function: protein prenyltransferase activity. The record is from RefSeq and is a predicted model, not a curated record.